Messenger RNA from Argiope bruennichi, 1019 nucleotides. RefSeq names its product slit homolog 2 protein-like. NCBI's taxonomy places the organism in Eukaryota, Metazoa, Arthropoda, Arachnida, Araneae, Araneidae. The transcript is spliced from 6 exons. Bases 1 to 945 code for a protein of 314 amino acids. The record is from RefSeq and is a predicted model, not a curated record. Gene Ontology annotation, molecular function: protein binding.
AUGCAGAAUAAAAAUUUACUUGCAAUUUUGCUGCUGUCUGCUUUGUCAGUGGUGUAUGUUGUAGAAAGUUUGUGUCCGGAUUUGGAGGACACUGCACCUUGUAAGUGCAAAAGAAUUCAUGGUAAAACAACUCUCACGUGUAAAAAUGUUACAAAUGUUAGAGUGCUCGAGAAGGUGGCUAAGAAUUCAGAUGGAUAUAGAUAUGACGAGGUGUAUAUAGUAGAAUCAAAACUUCCUCACUUACCCUGGAUCGUAUUGGAGGAAAUACGAAUGACAAGUUUGAUUUUAAAAGAUUUGGCUCUAACCCAGUUUUAUGAUGAUGUUCCUUACACUCCCGACGAACUGAAGAAUAUAUACUUGCAAAAUAUUAGGUUGAAAAAGGACUUCUCGUGGAAGUUUCUCAAAUACACAAAGAGCCUUGAAUUUCUCUAUGUCGAGCAUGUGCACAUACCAGUUAUCACCACAGAAUUUAAUGAAUUCGUUUCUCCUGAACUGAAAGAAGUGUUCUUUCUCUACACUGAUACUAAAGAAAUCCAGAUUGAUGCUUUCAGAGAUUUCAGAUAUCUUGACAGUGUAGCUGUAAUUAAUAACAGAUUGCGGAAACUUCAGCGGAGUUCAUUUCCUAAACUUUUCAACGGAACAAAGCUCAACUUCCAGAGCAACUACUUGACAGAAAUAAAAGAAUCCUUUUUCACUGGGAUGCCGAAUUUGAAGGCUGUAUAUUUUAAUGGAAAUCAGAUUUCUCGCAUUUAUGAACCUAAUGAUCUUGCGAAAUUAUCUCACAUAGAGAUAAUUGAUUUCACAGGCAAUCCGAUAAAGUGUGACUGUUACUUGGAAUGGGUCACCAAUUGGAAGCCAAAGAGCCUCAGAGGGACUUGUGCAUCUCCAAAGCAAUUGAGAAAAAAACGUUUGCAAAAUCUCACAGAAGAGGAUUUUGAUUGUUAAUUUUAGAUUGCUUGGAAAAUAAUUUUUAUUCUCUAUUAGAUAUUUAUAUUUUUGCAUAAAUUUGACCUGAUUAA